Molecule: messenger RNA, 1728 nt
Organism: Xiphias gladius (swordfish)
Lineage: Eukaryota; Metazoa; Chordata; Actinopteri; Istiophoriformes; Xiphiidae
Product: ATP-sensitive inward rectifier potassium channel 12-like
Exons: 2
Coding region: 1-1728 (575 amino acids)
Biological process (GO): potassium ion import across plasma membrane; regulation of monoatomic ion transmembrane transport
Cellular component (GO): plasma membrane
Molecular function (GO): inward rectifier potassium channel activity
Source: RefSeq, a predicted model, not a curated record
AUGGUUGGAACUGGCCGCCCCAACCUACAUUACUGCCCUCGCAGACACAGCCUGAUGAUCACCGGUGCCAUGGGAGCGGUGCGAGUCAACAGAUACAGCAUCGUUUCCACAGAUGAAGAUGCCCUGAAGAUCUCCAGCCUGGGCCUCAACAACGGCCACAAUCCUCUGACUCAGCAGACUUUGUCGGGGGCCUGUAUGCGAGGUGAGGAAGACGGAGGAGGAGAGUGUCCAGGAAGUGACGAAGCAAGAGGAGCUUUGUCUCUCAGGGUAACAAAUGAGCCUAUCGUCCACAAUAGCUGCCGUUCUUCACCUUCAUGCCGUCUGGGCCUGGAUCUUGGCACCGGCCGUUUGCGUAGUCGCUUUGUGAAGAAGAAUGGCCAGUGCAACGUGGUGUUCAACAACAUGGAGGAUAAGCCACGACGAUACCUGGCUGACAUUUUCACCACCUGUGUGGACAUACGCUGGCGCUACCUGCUACUUAUCUUCACCACCACCUUCCUUCUUUCUUGGCUGCUGUUUGGCCUAAUUUUCUGGGGAGUGGCGCUCGCGCAUGGGGACUUUGACCUUCACAUUCCUGUGAAGGACGGGGAUCCUCGGAGUACUGUAGAGGAAGGAAAAGACGAAUGGCGGCCAUGUAUUCUCCACAUCCAGGGCUUCAUUGGGGCGUUCCUCUUCUCCAUAGAGACCCAGACCACCAUUGGAUAUGGUUUCCGGUGUGUCACUGAAGAGUGCCCAGUCGCUGUGGUGACUGUGGUGGUGCAGUCCAUCGUGGGCUGCAUUAUUGACUCCUUCAUGAUUGGCACCAUCAUGGCCAAGAUGGUGCGUCCCAAGAAGCGGGCACAGACCUUGCUGUUCUCACAUCAUGCUGUCAUCGCACUUCGAGAUGGUAAGCUGUGCCUCAUGUGGCGUCUGGGUAACAUGCGCAAGAGCCACAUCGUUGAAGCGCAUGUUCGUGCUCAGCUAAUUAAGCCGCAUGUAACGGCAGAGGGUGAGUACCUCCCUUUGGAGCAAACAGACAUUGAUGUCGGCUAUGACGAUGGGCUGGAUAGGCUAUUUCUGGUGUCGCCGCUGGUGGUGGUCCAUGAGAUCAAUAAGAACAGUCCUUUGUAUAACCUGAGCCGCACUGACCUGCAGAAAGAGGACUUUGAGAUCGUGGUCAUCCUGGAGGGGAUGGUGGAGGCCACAGCUAUGACCACUCAGGCCCGCACCUCCUACUUGGCCAAGGAGAUCCUAUGGGGCCACCGCUUUGAGCCCGUGGUCUUUGAGAAGGGUGACCGCUACCACGUGGACUAUUCCCGCUUCCAUAAGACCUACGAAGUGCCAUCUACACCUCACUGUAGUGCCAGGGAACUCAGCCAGAUGACGGGUUGUGGCAGGCAGUCGUCAUCCUCCAGCUCAAAUUACUCCCCGUCUCCAUCACCAUUUGCCCCAAGGGCGGCCCGCCACCUACUGGGCCCACACUCCCCUAGCGCUUUCUGCUAUGAGAAUGAGGUAGCUUUGUGCUGUGGGGACGACGAAGAUGACGAGGACGUAAAGGAGGAGGCGGGCAGCCUGAACAUAAGAAGUGAGGAGACGAUGAGAGAUGACAUUCACUUGGGUUUCAAGGAGACAUUUGUGGAAGAGCAGACGGUGGAGAUGCUGUGUGUUCUGGACACAGAGAAUCAGAUCAGCCUUGACAGACUACAGCCAACCCUACCUUUAUACAUCAGCAGAGAGUCAGGAGUUUAA